Daldinia decipiens is the source of this 1254-nucleotide messenger RNA. Its product is annotated as EPT/RTPC-like protein. Lineage: Eukaryota; Fungi; Ascomycota; Sordariomycetes; Xylariales; Hypoxylaceae. Gene Ontology annotation, cellular component: nucleus. The record is from RefSeq and is a predicted model, not a curated record. Gene Ontology annotation, biological process: RNA processing. Gene Ontology annotation, molecular function: RNA-3'-phosphate cyclase activity. Bases 1 to 1254 code for a protein of 417 amino acids. The transcript is spliced from 2 exons.
AUGACAACAAAGAAACCUCUGCUAUUGGAUGGCCGAACGGGGGAAGGCGGUGGCCAGAUUGUAAGGAUAGCCUGUGGCCUCUCGGCCGUACUAUCACGACCUAUCCACAUUGACCAUGUGAGAGGGAAUCGUCCAGGGCAACGAGGAGGCGGCUUGAAGGCACAGCACGUAGCGGCCAUCCUAUGGCUAGCGGAAGCUACAGGAGCUGAAGUCGAUGGGUUGGAGGUCGGCAGCCAAUCUCUGGAGUUUAGGCCGUUGCAGCCUCCCACCACACUUCAGGAGCGCAAAUUCGAGAUCGUCGCCGGAAGCAGUGCCUCAAGUACUCUGCUUAUCUUCCAGGCAAUCUUCCCUUUCCUCUUAUUUGCAGGGAAUGACGCCGGAGAGCCUAUCGAGCUCGAGAUUCACGGUGGGACAAAUGUGUCUUUCUCACUGUCAUAUGAGUAUUUCGAUCAAGUCUUGUUGCCUACCUUAAAUGAUCGGUUCGGUAUCACUGUUGAGAGACAGUUAAAGACGCGAUCCUGGGCAACAGGCCCUCUGAAAAGGGGGUGCAUUUGGCUAAGGCUCCAGCCUCUUCCGCCAGGAAGAACCUUGAAAGUUCAAGAACCGUGGGACAGGCCAAUCACCACGGAAGACUUCAAGCUCAAGCAGGUUGACGUGAGCAUGCUUGUGCCAUAUGCUCUCCAUAAACCACUAGAGAAGGCCCUUGCGAGCGAUCUUGGGGAACUAUUCCCUGGCGUGGACAUUAAUUUCCUAUUAUUGGAAGACAGCGGGCAUGAUGCUCGUAUGUACACCUUGCUAGUAGCUCACUCCCAUACUGGUCUCCGUUGGGGCCGUGAUUAUCUACACGAUAAAUCUCGGAAGAACAAGACGCCAGAAGGUCUGAGCAUAGAAAUAUCGCGGAAAGUCUGCCAUGACCUUUUUGAAGAGAUUGCGAUCCGCAGAGUCGUUGACGAGUACCUCCAAGAUCAGUUAGUCGUAUUCCAGGCAUUGGCAGACGGUCGAACAAGCUUCCCUCGAGGUCCUAAGCCAGCAGAUUCACAAGGCAGUAGUCCUGACGGCAUAAGUCAUCUCGAGACAUCUCUCGGGGACUUGAAGUUGGACAAGAAGAUGAGGAAGGAUAAGACACAUGAACCUUUCGGAGAUGGGUCUAUGCACACUACCACAGCCAGAUGGGUAGCGAGUAAGUUGCUUCCUACGGUGCAAUGGUUCAAUAAGGGGACCAUUGUAGAUGGUGCUGGUGUGUCUCUUUCUUAA